This is a messenger RNA of Paramuricea clavata, 7524 nucleotides long. NCBI's taxonomy places the organism in Eukaryota, Metazoa, Cnidaria, Anthozoa, Malacalcyonacea, Plexauridae. The record is from the annotation of a GenBank genome assembly.
AUGGACGGUGCGUAUAUUUUAAGAAUUCUUUAACUUAAAGUUGUUGUUAUUUAGAGAGAAACCGAGCCGUUUAUUGAGAAAUUGUUAGCCAAAGACCUUGUGUAAUAUUUAGAAAAUCCCGGAUUAAAUUGGCAUUUUGUUUUUAAUAUAGAAGAAAGCACAACAGCCUCGCUUCAGGCUAGAGUGCAAGAGCUAGAGGGAAAACAAAAUGAACUGCUGUCAACAAUUGAAGUUAGAGAACAUGAGUUUGGCAAAAAGAGAGCUCAAUUUAAAGAGAUAUUUCUUCAGAAAGAAAGUAAGCUUUUUAAACCUACGUUUUUAUUUCUUUGUCUUUAAAUGUAAUUCGUUUUAUAGUUUAAUGUAUUAAAUAUCUUAAAUAUCAUAAUUGCAUUGCAUUGUGAAAAUGGUUUUGUAAACAAAAAAGUUUUUAUGUUAUGCAAAUUUGUAAUGGCCAUUUGUAAGUUAAUGUUAAUAAUGUAUACACCCCUACUCACUUUCUUUAAUUAAAAUUGUUCCAUAAAUUAAGCUGAGUUCCCUGGCAAUCAAGAUGGGUUCUGACUUGCUUGAUUUUUGCCUUAUCGGUAGACAAUCAGAAUGGGUAGAAUUAUGUCAAUUAUCUAUGUUUCCGAUUGUCUAAAAUCGAUUGUUGAGAAAAUACGCACUUUAAAAAUUGUAUGCAUCGCAUGUUGAUACACAUUGCGUUUUAAUGCAAUAUGUUAAAUUAGUGUGUGAAGCGUGCCAUUUAUUAACUGUUUUAACCGUUCUAACUAACCAUUGAGCUAGAGGCCAGCUAUAUACAUGAACUUGUGGGUUAGAGCUUGGCAACUGUGCUCAGUUGGUUAGAGCGCCGCACCGGAAUCACAAGGGCACAGGUUCAAUUCUGCCAGAGGGCCCAUGUACAGUACAUGUAGUCGCAUCUAAUAAAUUUAUAAAAUUUCAAAAUUUCCAUCUACGACACCAGCUGAUUGACUCUUUUUUACUAACAUAAUUACAGCAGAGCUCAAUGACGAAGUGACAAAGUUACGAAUUGCUCGUGAAGAGAAUGCAAAGUUACUGGCCGAUUUACAGAAUGUUUCGGCAGAACGAGAUGACCUCAAGACUGCCGUGUUGAUUGCAGAGACAUCCAGUGAUGAUAAAGAAACAGCAAUGAAAUUUAAAUAUCAAGAAGAGAUUGCUUCUCUGAAGGCGAUCAUGCAUGGUAAGUUCAUGUGUGGUCUAGCUAAUGCACCCCCCUGGAAUGUUAGGGCUUAGAACAUAUCUCCCUAAAUGGCUAUCACUUUUAAUACAGCAGAAAAAAAUGUAGGCACAAACAAACAUUAAAAUUAACUGAGUCACUUUGCAGGGUUUUUUUUCAGGAUUUUCUCUUGGGUCCGUUUUUGCAGCGAAGAUUGAGUUUAGCUGAACAGCUGGGGUGGCUGCACCCCCCCCCCCCUACCGGGGGCUGACACUUGUACUCAAUAAAUGUAGUUGAGAUGGAAUGUUUUAAAGCAGGGGCACUGAGGGACACUAUAAACUGGUUAAAGAUGGUGAAUGCAUAGUUUUUCUUGUGUUGUGAGAUGAAUUCCAGCCAUUUUUUCUUAAUUGUCGGGUUUCCAACUGAAAACUAAUUUCCACACGUCACAAAUUUAACUCAAACAACUUCAUUUUUACUGCACUGAAACUUUGGUGAGAAGAUUGAGUUUCAAAACUCAAUUCAAGAUUGAGUUUUUGGGGCCGUUUAACAGCCCUAAAAAAUCCCUGAAAAAAAACCUGCUUUGGUCAAUUAUUUGACCUUUCCCGCGAGGUGGUGUUCAUGAAUUUACAAAAUAUCUCGGGGAGGUGUAAAACAACCUCAGUGGAUAUUUAGAAGUAGAAGUUGUAGUAGAAGUAAAGGUUGAACAAAAGAAAAUACUCUGCUGUUCGUUUUCGUCAGAUGCAGUUCAGGACACGAGACAAGAUGCAAAGGAGAAAUACGAGGCUGAACGUAUGACGCUGGUGGUAGCCAAUCAAGAACAAGAGAAGAAACUAGCCAAAUACAAAGCACAAAUUCGAGAACUAAAAUCAAAACAACAACAACAGCAGCAGCAACAACAACAGCAGCAGCAGCAACAACAACAACAACAACAGCCACUACAGGAAGAUAAUAACGACGGAUUGUUUGAUGUGUUGCCACGGAAACAACAUGCAAGUACACCAGAGCCUAUUGCAGAGACCGAUGAAAAUCUUGAAAACAGCAUGAAGAAGGUAAUUAUAACAGAUUAUCUAUUUUUAAGUUGGGUUUCCUCCGGGUGCUCCGGUUUAUUCCCACAGGGAAAGUUGGCAGGGCGGGUCAAGAUAAACAUAGUUAGGAAUUAGGUAAUAUCUCGAGUGUAAUAAUCGGUACAUGUAUACAAUUUACUCUCAAAAUUUUUAUCUAGUAUGUACAUCUGUAGUGUAUGAUUUUUAAAAUAUUGCCCAACUCUACUAGUCUAUGAUUUCACUUUUGCGAUUUAGCUCACAAAAAUGAGCUGCAUCAAGAGAACUUGAAAAAAUAUCCAAUUUCAUGAAUGUUGGAUUUCUUACUAUAAUUUUUUAAGGCUCAAGAAGAUGCUGAAACAUUAAGAUCUAUUGUGAUGCCACUAGAAGAGGUAAUUUAUAUACAACCCUAUUAACCUAGCCUGCAUAGCAGGUGCUAUUGUGGGGAGGGUGGGAGAAGGUGGGGGGAAGACAAAGGCGAGAGAGCGAGGGAAAAUGGGUGUGGCAACCGUUUUGCCUCGCUCUCUUUCUCUCGCCUUUCUCUCGCACCUGCUACACAGGCUACUAUUAACCCCUUUUAACCCAUUCAGCUCCAGCGCUCUCCCCUUGAUUGGUAAAAUUAUCUGGCAUUAGACAGAGUAAAAUAAUAUAGUAAGGGGUAGGGGCACAUGUCAUGGGUGUAUUGCAGCUUAAUGGGUUAACAAGAUGCACUGGCAGAUUAUUAUUUCAUUAUUAACCCAUUAAUGUGCACCACUCUCCUUUGACAAGUAAAAUUAUUUUACUUGUCAAACCUUUUAUACCUCAAUUAACCAUUAAUGUGCAACAGCCCUGGAUUGAAAUAUAAUUGUUUAAAUUUAGUCCUUUUGUUUUGCUCCAUAUCUUGGGUUUUUCAAGAGAUUUUCAUUUUUUGUUUUUAUUAGAUAAAAGUAUGGUUUCUUGUGCAAUUAGUGAAAAGAACAUGCACGAGUGAGUUUUUCAAAGACUAUCAAGUAUCAAAUCCGAAGUAGAGUGCAAUUUGAAGUCUUUGAAAAACUCACGAGUUAAUGUUUUUUCAAAUUGCACCAGAAACCAUACUAUUACUUCUUAAUAACAUACAUGAAAAAAUUAUGCAGUCACUCGUAAAAACUCCUAAAUGUUUGUUUUUUGUAUUAUUUUUUCUGGAAAUUGCUGUAUCUUAUUGGCUAUCUUUAAUAACAAAGAUCUAUGUAAUUGCUGUAUCUAAUGGACCUAUUCCCUAAUGAACAAAAUUUUGAUCUAGACAAACAUUUCAUCACAGCUUGAAAGAGCAUCACAAAAUUAGUAAUAUUCCGAAGUUUCGUUGCGAAAUGUUGUAAAAUACGGAUAAUAUAGCCCUGCGAAGGUUGCCGUUUUUCAGUCAUUUCGUAUUACGCACGGGAAAUUGAUACCGCUUUCUGAAAAAAGGUAUCAAUUUCCCGCGCGUAAUACAAAUUUUGUGAUGCUCUUUCAAGCUGUGAUGAAAUGUUUGUCUAGAUCAAAAUUUUGUUCAUUAGGGAAUACAGUAGGUCCAUUAGCUAUCUUUGUUAUCGGUUCAUAUCAGAAAGCUUAAAUAGUCAAUGAAAUUUGCACUGUAUUUCUUUUUUUUGCACAUGUAUUUCGAAAAAAUUGCCCAGCUCUUAGCGAAUCAGAAUUGAGAAAUGUUUUCGUGUAUAUUAUAAUUAUAUAUGAACUAAAAUUUUGUAGGAAAUCGCCUCGUUGAAAUCAAAGCUAAGGAAUGCAAAUGAAAAAAUAAGUGUUUUAGAAACCAAACAAGAAAAGAAAUCUGUAAAGGUGAGAUAUUUAUAUCAUCACAAUGUAGUGUAUGAAAGUAAGUAUUGCUUUUAUACCAACAGAACGACUGCACGGUGAAAAUAACUAAUCUGUCCUUCACUAGCCAUCACGGACUGACCAGACGCAUGAAAUGUCACGUGGAAAUGAAGAUAUGGAAGAAAAGGUACUCUCAACUACUUUUACUUCAAUUUCAUGGGGUUCUUUUUCGAGGGGGGGGGGCAGCUGUAGCCUUAGUAUCAUGGCUAAUCACGCUUUAUUUUACAAAUAGAGCUUGACAUGAUGAUUUAUACUGAAAAUUCCAUCCACCCGCAUUUAAGGAAGGGAAAACAGGUCCUGAUACUCAGGCUGGGGGGGGGGGUGUUAUCCAGUUGAUCUCGGAAUUAGGAAAAGGCCUGGCACUAGUUGUAAAAUAGAAAUCCAUUUCUGGUUUAAAAGUACUCAAUAUCUCAUCAACGAUAUUAGAUUUCUAUCUCAAAUUUGUCCCAGACAUUCAUAUCUCUGUGCAAGACACAGAGACAAAGUUUCAAACAGUUUCACAAAAGAAUCAGGGCAUGACAAGUGAUUAAACGUACGAAACUGGAUUUUUAUUCUGUUGCUAGUAGUCCUUUUGCCCACCUGGAUAAAUGCUUUUGGCUCAUUUCCACACAAGAACAAUUUCCACGGUCAGAAAGUUUUCCGAAAAUAUCGUUGUUAAAAGUUGAAAAUUUUCAACUUUGAAAAUUUGUAGAAAUGGGCCUUAAUUCUCGGAUUCUCCAUUAGCCAUUCCAAAGUUGAUGAGAGGACUGAGGACGAAUGUUAAAAAGUGCCCGCCUUAAGAAAUGAACCAAAUCACUAAAAAGACCACCUCAAAAUUAGCAAGCAUGCAAAGUUUGAAGAAUGAAGACAUUUACAUGAAUACCCCUUACGAAAAUCGCGAUAUUUACUAUGAAAUGUACUGCAAUUUUUGUUUUUGGCACGCGUGUCGUGUUUUCGAAAGCUUAUUAUUCGAAGGGUAUUCAUGUAAACGUCAAACUUUGUAUACUUACAAAUUUUGAGGUGGUCUUUUUAGUGAUUUGGUUCAUUUCUUAAUUUUGGCACUUUUUAACACUCGUUCCCAGUCCACUCAUCAACUUCGGAAUGGCUAAUUUCUCCCACUUAUGAAUUUUUCUCAUUCCUGUAGAUAAAAGAAUUAAGUCAGUAUUUAGAAGCAGAACGAUCAGCCAGAACAGAUCUUGAAAUGUUCGUAGCGGUUUUAAACACACAAAAGGGUAUGUGCCGAGAUACUGCAUGUAUGUGCAGAGUAGAAAUUAAAAUUAACAUCCUUAUACCUAUUUUGUGUGUGUUGGUGUUAUGUAGUCAGGUGAAUAUGAUGUUUGUGAUGUUACUCUGAGUGUAAAUCCACACCGGGAAAGCUGAAAAGUUUGCUUGGCCACGGUGGGAAUGGACCUUUCACCUUUUGACUAAAAUUUAGAUUUCAAAAAGUCUGGACAAAAAUUUUAUCACAGCUUGAAAGAGCAUCUCAAAAUUAGUAAUAUUCCGAAGUUUCGUUGCGAAAUCUUGUAAAAUGCGGAUAAUAUAGCCUUGCGAAGUUUGCAAUUUUCAGUCAUUUUGUAUUACAAACGGGAAAUACAUACCCUUUUUCCGAAGGAGGUAUGUAUUUCCCGCGCGUAAUACAAAAUGACUGAAAAUGGCAAACUUCGCAAGGCUAUAUUAUCCGCAUUUUACAACAUUUCGCAAUGAAACUUUGGAAUAUUACUAAUUUUGUGAUGCUCAUUCAAGCUGUGAUAAAAUUUUUGUCUAGACUUGUUGAGAUCUAAAUUUUAGUCAAAAGGUGAAAGGUCUAUUGAACCCGCGACCUUUGGGAUACUAGUCCAAUGCUCUUCCAACUGAGCUACGAGGUCAAGUCGGUUCGAGGUCAACGGUUCGAGGUCAACAGCUAACUUUUCAGCUUGCCCAGUGUGGAUGCACACUCAGAGUAACAUCACAAACAUUCUUACACCUGUAUUUCAAUUUGUUGUUAAAUUUCAAUCCUUAAAAUGACAUCACAAAUCAAUGAUUUGAAGAAUUAGAAUUACGGAUUGCAAUUUAGAUUGAUUUAAAGGGAAAUGGUAUUCUUUCAUUUGAAAAAAAAUGUUUCCACAAAUUUCAGGUGUUCUGCAGGAAGAUGCUGAAAAACUCCGGAAAGAACUUCACAAUGGUUAGUUGAAUUUUGUAGUUAUAUUUGCUUGGUUAUAUUUAUAUGGUAUGGUAUGGUAUGGAAUGGUAUGGCAUGACAUGGUAUGGUUUGGAAUGAUAUUGUAUGACCUGAUAUGGUAUGGUUGAUAUGGUAUGAUGUGGUGUGGUAUUUUAUAGCAUGGUGUGAUAUGGUAGAGUAUAGUAUGACGUGGCAAUGCAUCCCAUAAAAUGGUGUGGUAUGGUAUGGUAUGGUACAAUAUGGUAUGGUAUUUUAUAGCGUGAUAUGACAUGGUGUGGCAUGACAUAGCAUAGAUGGUUUUAAGUACUAUUUAAAAAACGAGCAGGAGUGUUUUAUUAGGUUUAAAGCCACGAGCGCGCAGCGCGAGUGGCUUUAAACCUAAUAAAACACGACCUGCGAGUUUUUUAAAUGGCUUCAAAAACGUUUGCAUAAUAAGUCAAAUCUGAAUGUGAAAAAUCUUUAUAUAAAAAUCUUUAUAUAAAAAUCUUUAUAUAAAAAUCUUUAUAUAGUUUGCAUAACAAUGGUCUUUUGUUAAAGUGUUCUUUAGCUGGUAUAAAGACGUAUGCACGUGACUAAUUUCUUACUCAAGAUUGGAUAAUUGCUUCAUGAAUUAUUAAUGAUUUUUGAAGUAUGGUUAUCGAAUGUAUUGUGGCUGUAUUUAUUUAUAUGGUGAACGUAGAUAUUUUUGAAAUAGUUUAUUCCAACCGUGUCUUUGAUUUCUUCUAGUUUGUAGAUUACUCGAGCAAGAAAAAGAGGAACACAUCGCGUUGAAAGACACUUGGGGCAUGGCCAAUGAUCGCUUUUUAGAAACACAACGUGCACAGAAAGUUGAAAUGGAUAAAAUUAAAAAACUUUUGACAACCGAACAACUUCAACUUUUAGGCGAAGACCCCAAGGAUAAAAAAGACACCGUUGAACUAUUGACGCCUCCAUCGCCUUCGAGCGCCAAACGAUUUUUGAAUCGUAAAAUGAAUAAAGGCACAAACAAGAAAGAGAAUAUUAAAGCAAGAAAAUCUGGUUCGUCUGAACCUAGACGAUCGCUUGCGAGCCUUGUCCAAAGAAGUCCCAAGUCGAACAGUCUGCCUUCUACACCAUCGUCAAUUUUAGAUGUAAGUACCUUAUUGUAUUUAAAUUUACCACCAUUUGCGAAGCAUUUUUGUAUCUGCGCGUAGCGCAGAUAUAUUGCUAUCGCGUCAGUCAGUAAAGUAAAGUAAAGUAAAGUAAAGUAAAGUUAAGUAAGUUAAGUUAAGUUGUUAAGUCCGUCAGCCUUGUUUUGAAGACCUGUUCGCAGGAAAGACACUUGGGGCAUGGCCAAUGAUCGCUUUUUAGAAACACAACGUGCACAGAAA